This is a messenger RNA of Torulaspora globosa, 1965 nucleotides long. It is a transcript of the gene RIM20, whose product is annotated as Rim20p. Gene Ontology annotation, cellular component: endosome. Gene Ontology annotation, molecular function: protein binding. The record is from RefSeq and is a predicted model, not a curated record. The coding region runs from base 1 to 1965 and encodes 654 amino acids. Lineage: Eukaryota; Fungi; Ascomycota; Saccharomycetes; Saccharomycetales; Saccharomycetaceae. The transcript has a single exon.
AUGACCGAAUUACUAUGUGUUCCUUUCAAGCAGACCUUGGCAAUUGACCUUCAAAAGGAGCUUUCCAAUCUGAUAGACUCUACAACGUACCAGACCUCGUCUUUCUUUGCCGAUGACAUAUCCAAAAUAUCUGCUUUAAGAGAAAAGGCUUGCGACUCUGAGGUCAGCGAAACGAAAUUAGAUAACCUCAAGCAAUAUCUGAACUGCCUCACGGACCUGAAAGAGAAGUUUCCUGAUAAUCGAAUUAAAUUUACGUGGUUUCAAACCCUUUCCCAGAAGUCAUAUACUAGUUCACAGUACUCUAUUGAAUUCGAGAAAUUGAAUGUGCUAUACAAUGUGGCUGCGGUCUACUCUUUACUAGCAAUGAAUGCGAAUGAUGGCUCUUUGCUGGCCCUGAAGAAGCUUUGUUCCUACUUUCAACUUAGUGCCGGUUGUUUCCAGUAUAUAGUCGAUCACUUGCAAGAUACCAAGGAGCCAGUGUUUGACAAAUUCACCGGUCUGACAUUAGUCAGCAUGAUGUUAGCUCAAGCUCAGGAGUGUUUUUGGUUCAAAGCAGUUCAGGACGACCAUAAAGAUUCUCUAAUAUCACGGCUGGCGGAACAGACGUCUCAAUUGUACGAUGAAGCCUUUCUCUAUUCGAAGAAAAGUCAUCUGGUGAGAAGCGAUUGGAAUAAUCAUUUAAAGCAGAAAAGUGCCCAUUUUAAAGCGGUCGCUUUGUACAGAAAUGCACUUGCGUUGGGGCAGAAUGGAAAUCAUGGAGCAAUGGUCAGAUCCCUGCGAAUGGCACUGGAGGCAAUUAAGAACAGUAACUUACCAUCAAGGAACGAGUUCGUGCCAAAGAUUGAAGAUGCAUUGAAAAAUACCGAGCGUGAUAAUGACUUUAUAUACUUGCAACCGGUUCCGUCGCAUAUUCCACCAAUAAAGCCGGCCCUGAUGGUGAAACCCCCGUCAAUAGAAGGCGUUCUCAACGAUGAACGAAGUUCAGAUGAUAAGCUGUUCAAGGCACUGGUGCCUAUUCAUGUCAUAGAGUCGUGCUCAGCCUACUCGGAGAGACAACAAGCUUACGUGGAGGAGCAUGUUGUCCGCCCUCUAAAGGCCCUUAAUAAGUUACUCGUGGAUCAGCUUCCAAAGUAUGAGUUACCUUCGAACUUGAAGACCGCUUCAAAGGAGGAGCUGUUGCAUGUUGAACUAUCUCUGCAAGAUCAACGGCAGAAUAAUUCCAGGAUCAAAGGUCUUCUGGAGGAGAUAAGGUACUGCCUCGAGAAGGAGUCCAAAACAUAUGAUAACCUGAGCGCCCGAUAUGGCAGUAUCAAUUGGACAUUACCGGAAUCGUCCAAGCUGAAUAGUGCCUUCUACGAGAAGCUCGAAUCACUGCAAAAGUACCUAAAACAAGGGCAGUCGGUUGAUGAUGAAACCACUGCUUUGUUUCGGUCUAUUGAUCAAGACCUUAUCACAUCCGAUAUAAAACUGCCUGAAAGUAACAGCGCUAUUGUAAAAGAAUGCAACCAAGUGAUAGCGGAGCGCAAUGAUUACUCUGCAAAAGUGCUUCUAAAAUCCUCAGAAUAUAGAAUUCUUCCCAAGGUUAUCAGCGAAUAUCGGAAAAGCGGUGAGAGCGAUUUCGAAGGUCUCUUCAGAGAGCACCUCAAACACUUUGACAUUGAUCUUGCAUAUGUCAAGGAACAAAGCAUUAAAAACCAGAUUUUAUCUGAAAAGAUCCAAGCCGAGGAUAGUUCAAAGACAGUGAAGCGUCUGGAAUCCCGUGAGAUAUACAUUGAAGAUCUUCGAUUUUCGUUGCAGUCACUAGAGGACGUGAAAGAAAAUAUCGAAGAAGGCGCUAAUUUUUAUCAGACGCUCAUGCAAUCUGGCCACGCCUUAUUGACUGAGGUUGAACAAUUCGAAGCUUCGCGCACGGAACAGGGAAGAGAGCUUGAGAAACGUUUAACUGCCAAGAGGUCAGAUCAGUAG